AUAGACACGAGGACGUAAUUGUAGGCGCGGCGAAGAUGCUUCAACCGUGCCUUUUCCAUUUGUCGAGGCAGCCAGCGUCGAAGCAUCUUAUACCGUUCGUCCUCGUGGGCAUUCCAAGCGGGAAUUCUCGAAAGCCAGUUGUGCUGUAGAAACACGCGUCGCGGCCUGCCGCUCGCCGGUACUUUCGAGUGCUCGUAAAACCGCCGUUUUCUCGCUUUGUGCCGUUUUCCAGUGCACCGAAUUUUCAUUACAAGGGAUCACCAUCGAAUACCAAAGUGCCGUAACUACUUCACCCCGACAUCCUCGAGUCUUAUGAUCAAAUUGUGACUGAAUAUUACCUAGCAGGAUGGAUGCUGAAACCGGGGCCAUUUUGGCCCUACAAAUAUUGGCUCUCUGUUCGAUAGUCGCUGCCCUGUUGGCCUAUCUAAUGCGGCAAUCGAGGAAUGCCACCGACGAGUACGAGACUCGCAACAAACGCCAUGUGCUGGUGACCAGCUGUGAUACCUGCGUAGGCCUGCAGAUCGCCCUUGCACUUUACGAGGCUGGUUACAAGGUGUUUACCGGGAUGCUGGAUCCUUCGGGAAAUUCACCGUCGAUGAAAAUCUUGAGAGCGAUAGAGCAACAGAAAGGAUACGAGGAGGAUUCGACGAACGCGAUUCAUGGGAACCCGCAAGAUCCGGAAGUACGUGCUCGUGGCCAAAUCGUGCCACUGGAACUGGACACAACGAGGGAGGACAGUUUACGCGCUUGUUUGGACGCUGUUAGGGCGAAACUUCCGGCUGGAGAAGACGGUCUCUGGGCAAUCGUGCACACUGGAGGUUUGGCUUUGCCCGGUGCCAUAGAGAGACAACCGAGUUCGGCGUGGGAAUCCAUGUUGCGACAUAACUUGGUGGCGCCGCUUAGGACCGCAAGGAUGUUCAUUCCCCUUUUGCGCGUGAAAAGAGGGCGCAUCGUACUUUUGGGCGAUUCCGCGACGAGCUAUGGUACCAAAGCUGGGGCAGGUUUGGUAGCGUUCAGCGCUUCCAGGAAGGCCGUAGAAGGGGCUGCAGAGGCAUUAAAGAGUGAACUACAAUCCUCCGGGGUCGACGUCGUUCUUUUAAGACCGCCACCCGUGAAUCCCCUUAUUCUUUACAAUUCUCCCGUUCUCAAGACAUCCGACGUGGAGUCUGGGAUAGUAUCUACGGAAGGGACGUGGACCGCGCCUGUAUCUACACAUGCCAUUCAAAACUCGUUAAUUCCUGCACUGACCUCACCCUGCCCACGUAUUUCUUACGACAUGGUCGCCAAGUCGAGAUUCUUUUGUAGAUGAACCAACUUCCGAUCAACGAAUACUAACGUACACGCAAACCUUGAUUAACGUGCGAUUAAUUUGCGUAUCAGUUGGCAAUACCUUGUAAGAUUAAUGGUUGUUAACUUAGUAUCGAUAUAUUUUACACCGUAUGCGUUUAAACGUUUUUAAUUUUAAAUCACCUUGUUAGAUGCGUCUAAUGCGCG
Messenger RNA from Eufriesea mexicana, 1494 nucleotides. Its product is annotated as D-beta-hydroxybutyrate dehydrogenase, mitochondrial. Gene Ontology annotation, cellular component: intracellular membrane-bounded organelle. Gene Ontology annotation, biological process: steroid metabolic process. The transcript is spliced from 6 exons. The record is from RefSeq and is a predicted model, not a curated record. Gene Ontology annotation, molecular function: oxidoreductase activity. Bases 347 to 1309 code for a protein of 320 amino acids. NCBI's taxonomy places the organism in Eukaryota, Metazoa, Arthropoda, Insecta, Hymenoptera, Apidae.